CCUAGCAUAUAGAUGGGUGCAAAUACGAAACUAAGACACGUGGUCCGUUGCUGAAGAAAUUCCGGUGAAAACAUGCAGGAUCUAGCAAAAGGUCUGUAGCUGUGAGGGAAGGUGGAUGGCCCCAUAUGAGAGGUAGAUUUUUGAGAAGGGCAGAUAGGGUUCUUGAUUGUGCACAGUGUCUAAAUCCCCAUGUUUGGUACUGUGAUGGUGUGGGGGUGGUGCGGAUUAGCCCAAAUGAGGGAAAAUCAAAGCAAAAAAGGGGAACCUGCUCAGAGCAUGUUUUGUGCACCAGCACCAGUAUUUAUAGAUUACAUGUAAUUUAGGGUCAUAAUUUAUUAACUACACUAAUAUGAAAUACAAGUAUUGACAUAAAAGGGAAAUAUGAUUUUUCAUUAGUCUGUCAUAAUCUGACUUUGGUGUAUACCCCCUAUCCACAUGUUUCAAAACCAAAGAAACUGUCCCCUGCCACCUACGAUCCGUAGCACAUAAAGAUUAACUUGUACUCUAAAAGCUUCGGAAGCUAUUAUGGCCGGCCUUCAGGCCUUAGAUUUAUCAGGUGGUGGUAUGGUAUAGACCCCUACUAUUAUUAUUACAGACAAAAUUACAGGUUUCUGUGAAGGUACAUGCGCACUACUAUUUUUUUUGUUUCCUAACUAACAUGCUUAAUGUAUAUAAAGGCGAUAAAUAAAAACUUGUACAGCGUAAAUUAUUUGAUCCCAUCCCAGAUCAUGAGAUGAAAGCAUUCUUGCCUUCAGUUUUGUGAAAUGUCGAUUAUUUUGAUUCUAUCUAGGAAAAUCGUAUACUAUUUCAUGAAAUUUAGAAGGUUAUAUCCUGUUGCAAGAAAACUUCCUUCAUACUUAUAGAAAUAGCAAUUCGUGUCCAUGUGCUCUUGGAACAGCUGGUCACGUGAUUAUUUUCACAGAGUGUUACACAAUUACUGCCUUAUUACGUUCCCAUUUCUGCAUGACAAUAUACAUAGAAAACCCACACGCCCCGCACGUGAUACUGGCAAUAGCUGAGGCGGAAUUCAAUGCGCAACACGGUUAUUUUUUAAGGUGAUUAUAAACCUGUGGGAUAAAACUUCUCAAAGACUGCAUUUCACUUCGAUAGCAAUGGUGGAGUAAUACUAAACGUGAUGGCGGAAUGUACAGCUCAACAACCAGUUCCCUGUAGUGGUUGCAAAAACCCGAGUGCUUAUAACUGUAAAACUUGUGGGAUGAAAAUUUGCGAAGAAUGUGUUUCAAUUCAUUUAAAGAUUAAGUCGAAGGUGGGGCAUGUACUCGUUGACAUUUUGGAAGGCUGCAAUGACGAUAGCGAGGAUUGUAAAUGUCGGAGUCACCCGGAGUUUGAUUGCCAGGUAUUCUGCAAAACUUGUAACUUGCCUCUGUGUUUAAUCUGCUCUUCCACAAAACACAAACCACACGAUAUGGUGGAAUUGAUAGAAAUUAAAAAAGAGAUAAUCGGAAGUAUUGAAACAGAAAAUGAAGUUCUGCGAAAUCUCAAACCUGUAUAUCAACAGAUUCUGCAGCACACUGAGUCUCGGCUUCUGUUUCUUUCAGUAAAUUAUCAAAAGCAAAGGGAUAAUAUCCACAAAUCUCGUGGAAGGGCAAUACUGAAAUCAAAAGAAGAAAUUGAUUAUAUUGCAAUUCAACUUCAAAGACAAUUGCGUGAUUUGGAAUCUGAAGACUUAAAAGGACUUAAACAUCAGAGAGAAUGCUUUGCAGAGAAACUUGCAAGUAUGGAAAAAUGCAUCGCAGGAAAUGAAGACCUAAAAACUUCAAGAAAAAUUGACGACCUUGUCACAUUCAAUCCAACAUCCGAUAUUUUCACAACUUUACCAGAAGUGCAUUCACAUGGCACACCAGAAUUUCAUGAGAAAAUGUUUGAAAAUUUUGAAUUGAAGGAGCAUUUUGGAGAAAUCUCUAACCGAAUAAUUGUGGAACAUUCUGUGUACAAGGUGGACUGUGUUGAAAACAUGGAAAAUCGUAUUAAAAAUGUUCUUAAACAUCCAAAUGUGUUGCAUAAAUUCAAUGUCAAAUCAUUGUCGUUCAGAGAUUUUGAAUCUGUGCACAUGAUGGUGUAUUUCAGUCACAACAGAGUGUGGAUCGGUGGAAAGAGCAAAUAUUUGUAUCUUGUGGACUUUAAUGGAAAUCUUCUUGAUCAGAUUGACAUUCCUUGUUCAGGAACUUAUUUGACGUUGACACCGAAGGGAAACCUCGUGUUAAGCAACAGCCCGGAGAAAGUAGUCAAAGAAAUACUUUGCGACAGACGUUUAUCGACAUUUAUUGCCACUAGUCCUUGGGAACCGAGAGGAUUGACCUGCACGACAGCUGGUGAACUGUAUGUAUGCUUAUACAAAAAAGACGACUCAAAGGUCGCAAAACACUCAAACACGGGUGAAAAUUUUUUGGAAUUUCAGUUCGACAAUGAAAACCACCUACUGUACGAGAUACCCGACUACAUUGCCGUCAACGCCAACAGAGACAUUUGCACGACGGAUGUGGGUAAAUCAUCUGUUGUGGUUAUCAACGCGAGUGGAGAACUCCGUUUUGCUUACAAUGGAAAGAUACCUUCCCAAGGAAAACGUGAAUUCCUCCCUACUAGUAUUGCGACAGAUCGAUGUGGACGGAUAUUGAUAGGAGACGCCAAUAAUCCCUUUGUACAUGUUAUUAGCUCUGAAGGUGAAUUCAUUCAGUUUGUGUCGCCUAAGAAUGGAAUACGAUGUCCAUUUGCUAUUUGUGUCGCGGAUAAUAAAUUUCUGAUAACCGGACAAAAGGACUCUGGAGAUUUACAUGUUAUGAAGUAUCUUAAAUGACAAUAGAAAAAUGUCAUUUUUAAGAGUUACUAAAUUUGAAUCAUCAUGAAAUGACAAAAAUGUUUAAAAAAAUCUUUUGUUACAAA
Molecule: messenger RNA, 2901 nt
Organism: Ostrea edulis (European flat oyster)
Lineage: Eukaryota; Metazoa; Mollusca; Bivalvia; Ostreida; Ostreidae
Exons: 1
Coding region: 1136-2815 (559 amino acids)
Biological process (GO): positive regulation of DNA-templated transcription
Cellular component (GO): chromatin; nucleoplasm
Molecular function (GO): ubiquitin-protein transferase activity; zinc ion binding
Source: RefSeq, a predicted model, not a curated record